Molecule: messenger RNA, 1399 nt
Organism: Alnus glutinosa
Lineage: Eukaryota; Viridiplantae; Streptophyta; Magnoliopsida; Fagales; Betulaceae
Exons: 5
Coding region: 203-1219 (338 amino acids)
Source: RefSeq, a predicted model, not a curated record
AAUAAAAAUAAUAAUAAUCGUCCUUCACUUUCUGUGGUCCAAAUUCUCUAGUGGGUCUUCUCACUUGUUUGUCCUCUACAGAGUGAUUCUACUCUUGGAAGAAAUGGCAGGUGGGUCAAGCAGAAAGUUUAUGCUGCAAAAGCCAGGGCUAACACCAGGAAGAUCAUAGCCAAACCCACUUCCCUUCCACUUUCCUUCAGCUAUGAUUGCACCAAUUGCAGUGGCAUUGGCAGUAGGUCUUCUGGGGUGGGCUUAUAAGGCAUUGAAGCCCCCACCUCCAAGAAUAUGUGGAUCACCAGAUGGUCCUCCUGUCACUUCAACUAGGGUGAAACUCAGUGAUGGAAGGCAUUUGGCCUACAGGGAGUCUGGAGUUCGAAAGGAAGAGGCUAAGUACAAGAUCAUUGUCGUUCAUGGCUAUGACAGCUCAAAAGAUCUAGGUCUACCUGUCCCACAAGAACUUAUAGAGGAGCUAAAGAUAUAUAUCCUGUUCUUCGACAGAGCAGGUUAUGGAGACAGUGAUCCCUAUCCUUCGCGCUCAGUGAAGAGUGAAGCGUUUGAUAUUCAAGAACUAGCUGAUCAAUUGCAGAUUGGGUCUAAAUUUUAUGUAAUUGGAAUCUCAAUGGGAGCUUACCCUAUUUGGGGUUGCCUGAAGUACAUACCACAUAGGUUGUCAGGAGCUUCCCUUGUUGUUCCUUUUGUGCACUACUGGUGGCCUAUUUUUCCUGCCAAUCUAUCAAGAGAGGAAUUUAGAAAGCUGCCUCCAUCGUACCAACGGUCAUUUCAGAUUGCACAUUACGCUCCUUGGUUAUUCUAUUGGUGGAUGACUCAGACAUGGUUCCCUAAUUUGAGCACAGAACAAGGAGCAAUGUUCGGCGACCAAGAUUUAGAGAUAUUGAAGAGUUUGUCAGUGCCUUUAAAUGCCGGCCAGGAAAAGAUAAAACAGCAAGGUGUUUAUGAAUCACUGCAUCGAGAUAUAAUGGCUGGUUAUGACAAAUGGGAAUUUGAUCUCAUGGAUAUAACCAAUCCAUUCCCUGACAAUGAUGGUGCAGUUCACAUUUGGCAGGGCUAUGCAGACAGGAUCAUCCCUUUUAAGCUCAACCGCUAUAUUUCAGAGAAGCUUCCAUGGAUUCGUUAUCACGAGGUUCCUGAUGCAGGGCAUUUGAUGAUCUUCAAAAGCAGUACAUGUGAAGCCAUUUUAAGGGCACUUUUGCUUGGAUAAACUUCUCUCUAUGAGGCAUACUAUGAUGGUAUCUCACCAAAAAUAGACUCUUUGAUGUUCCCGCUUAGGUAUUGCUUCUAUACUGCUAUGGUGGUAAUGUAAAUGGUGAAACUUUCUUCCUGUGGAAUCAAAUCAUAUAUCAUAUAUAUAUAUAUAAAAGCUGAGUUCUUCCUUAUAAAA